Molecule: messenger RNA, 2472 nt
Organism: Penicillium chermesinum
Lineage: Eukaryota; Fungi; Ascomycota; Eurotiomycetes; Eurotiales; Aspergillaceae
Exons: 11
Coding region: 1-2472 (823 amino acids)
Source: RefSeq, a predicted model, not a curated record
AUGUCAGGGAACUACGACCACCCACCUGCUUCGUCUCGCCGCCCUUCUCGUCCUGGUAAUGUCCGCCUGCCUUCGCCAAAUUCCAUGGCCGACCCGCCCGGAAGAGACACCUCCAGGGAUCGCCAUCAGACCUUUGCCGUCCGCUUUCCCCAGACCCAGCAACUGAUCGACCACUGGAGAUCGUCGAACCCCGAAGCUCCGGAGCGAGAGUCCAGCAGUGACGAAGAUUACGGUACUCUCGUUUCUGAACUCCAGUCCAACCCCGGCACCGUCCAGCUGUUGGAUAACUUUGUCAACUCUCAACCCGGGACCCCGCGCUACAACCAGUCUGCCGCUAGGUACCCAGGCGUAUCCUAUCUUCGUAAUCUUAUCAGCUCAGAAAACAAUCGUCCAUCUCCAUCUUCUGAAGACGUUCGACGCGCCUGGGACACCUUGCACCGAGAAGUGGAGGUUCGCCACAACGAAGCUCGAAAUCAAGACCAGACCCGAGACCGCUUCAACUUUGAGCAAGCGCGUGCCGCAGUGGACAGACAGAUCCAACGUCUCCAGCGGUUACGGUCAGAUGCGCAGGAGUCCCGGAGGUCCCUACCAGACCAGCACACCGCUCCGUCUACGGUGAACCCCGCCAGCGUGGAGCCCCGCCCGCCGACCAACAGAACAGUACGCCGACGUUCUUUCCGCCCUGCUCUCCGUGAUACACUUCCCAGGCCUGCCCUCAUGCCCCAGCGCUCCCCAAGCGGCCGCGGCCGCGUCAAGCGACGUAAGCUGGACGCAGAUGACCACCGUGAAGGAACUGGAGGCUUUCACUACGGUCACAAUGGCCAAGUGGUCCCCGGCCCCUUGAAGAUGGAAAUUGCGAGCUGCGACGGAGGAAUGUUCGAUUUCGAGGGAGAUGGCACUUCCCCAGAGUGUGUCCUUCGAAAUGACUCGUCUCGUUAUCGAUCGUUGUCCGAUCGCUGCAAUUUGAUUCUUCGACACCGGGGCGAAGCGCCCUUCUGCUUGCAGAAACUCGUGAUCAAAGCCCCAGGAGUUGGGUUUGAUGCAUCGAUUCAAGAAGGAAUGGUGUUUGUCUCCAUGGCCUCCGAUGAAUUGCUCCACCGCACCGCCCGGUACCAGAUACAGUACUCCCAUUCCCGCCAUCGCCGCCGCCUUGCUCGUCGCUCCAAUGUCACGCCCUCUAUGGAGUAUCUGAACGGCUUUCGUCCUCCACUGCGGUCUCUCCAGCGCACUGUUCUCAUGAGCCCCGAUUCACAAGUCACUCGAGAUGCAGGAAUAGAAAAUGGUGAGACUAAUGAUACCCAUGCUGAAUUCAGGGUCACUAUCGACGACAAGGAGACCGGUGAUGAAAACGUUUUUCUGGAUUCUGUUGAUGAUGAUAUUCCCACCAUCUCGGAGAUUGAGCGUGCUCUUGAGGAGGAUUUUCUUUCCGAUAGCGAUGACGAUAUUAUCACGGAUGAUGACGACGACGAGGACGAAGAUUCUGCUACGAAUGCCUUCAGUAGCCGUCGCAGGCAGGGAAUGCGCCGUCAAUUUGAGUCCAACCCACGUCGGGGCUAUUCCGACCCUGCCCAGCGGCGUCGUCAGUAUCCAAGCCUUAUUGAUCCGCUCCCGCAAUCUUCGUCUGCCCCAUCUAAUGCCGCUGUCCUCACCCCGCAUGCUCGUUUCUUCAUUGAGAGAGACAAGGGUAUGGUCAGCAUCAAGUUCGACCCGCCCCCAUCCGGAAGAUUCAUUCUUGUAAAGCUUUGGAGUCCGCGUUCGGACAUCAACAUUGAUAUCCAAAGUAUCAUUGCGCAUGGGUUUGCAGGCCCCCGGUUCUUCCCAAGUGGUGGACUACCGCGUUUAGGCGUCAGUUGUUUCAAUGGAUCUUUCGAUAAAGGUCUAAUCACGCGGAACCAGAGUAAAGAUUCGAGUAGUGACAGCUCGGAGUUGCCCCAGUCGAGCUCUUCUGUCGAAUUCAUCCUCUUCCCUUCUUUGCCCGCUUGCUCCAACUUUGAGGCGUUCAGUUCCAAUGAAGCUCCAUCUAGUCGGGUCAACAUCCUUUCCAACGGCUGUUGUCCUGCUCUCCCUACGCGUGUUUUGGGUGGGUCUACACGUCUUCGCCCAUCUCCCGAUCCCCCCCAAGCCUUUGCCUUUCACUGUAUCAAGAUGCCAGACGCGCCUACCGAACAGCCCUUCAGGCUCCUGGACCUGCCUCCAGAGCUUCGACUCAUGAUCUAUGAGCGCAUUCUCCUUUACCGCAUCCCAAAAGUAGUCGACCACUCAGACCCUUUCCACGCCGGCAACUUUUGGACGGUAGGCCAACUCGGCUCCCCUGCCAUCAGGGCCACUUGCCGUCAAGUUGAAUGUGGCAGCUCGACGUUUGCGCAGUGGGCUCCAGCGGGCACAAAUCAACUACAUACGCAACAUGUAAUGCCGCGGGUGGGAGAGGCUAUCCUGCUGUUAGCCCAAACCCCACAUCAAGGACUAGCAUAA